GCCGGCCCUCCAAUCAGAUGACGUUGGCAGAAUUGGCCCCCAGCUCAUUUGAGUUUGAGACCCCUGCCUUAUAGGGUAAUUCCGUUUCAUAGGCCUAUAGGCCUAUCGCCUUUGACUGGCUGGCUACGGGUAUGCACAAACAUGUCCUUUAAACCACCCUUAACGUUCAUUUUUAAAACUGUGAAAUAUGGGGGUGUGGCUUACCAUGCUGCAGCCAAAAGCAUCAGGCACCAGGCAAUCUUCAACAGAAAUGCACUCUUCUGACAGUAUGGAAUGGAAACUUGCACUGUUGGCUCACCUUGGCUGAUAUGCUGAUUGGCUUUGUAUUUAUAUCAGAGUAUUUCCUUAGUUUCUUUCAACAGGGCAUCUGUAUUUUCCUCAAAUAUUUUAUGAAAUAUUUUUUCAAAUUAUACAAUUCUAACUCAGAAUUGUUGCUUCAUCUGCGAUCCAUCUGACAACCAUUAAUUUAGUAAAAGAAGUUCCCCUGCAUGACAGCCUUAGAUAAGAAAACAAUGGGACCACAUGAGCCAUAUGCAAUCUUGAAAGAGGAUAGAACAGUGGUUGUUCGUAGGUAUACUCCUUCAGAUAAUAGAGAAGUCCUGCGCAUCUUCCAUGAGGGUAUGAUGGAAAUGGUGACUGACACUGCUUUCCGUGGCUUACUGCAUCACCCGGAAAGUCAACUCCUGUACUCUGCUAUAACAGUGACAUUUUAUGUGUUCACUGGAUCAAUAUGGUUGGCCUGUUGCAUACUGCCACUAGUGUUGGGUGUGCGAUACUACUACAGUUGGAAAGUGGUGAAUGGGUACCUGGAACGGGCGCAGGACAUGCAUGACAUUGACCAGAACUACAUGGAAUCCUCCGAGCACUAUCUCUGGGUUGCGGAGAUCGGAAGGACAGUAGUUGGGCUGGUUGCAGUCCACUGCCUUCAGGAUGGCAAUAUGGAGCUGAACCGCAUGUCUGUGGAUUCCCACUUUCGGCGCCAGCGGGUUGGGGUUGCACUUGGCCAGCAGGUCCUCAGGUUUGCCCGUCUUCAUGCCCACUCCUCUUCAUCAGCUACUACCUCAGUAGUCCUGGGUACCACAACAUAUACGGCAGCACCGCACCGCCUUUACCAAGCCCUGGGCUUCCGCUGUGUAGGCAUCACCGAAGGAUUCUGCACACCAGGCACUGAGCGAUCCCUCCUGGAACAAGCAUUCUACAGAGUACGCCACCACCACUACCAGCUGGACUUACACUAGUCACGGAUUACACCACAGUGCAUUUACAUGGAAUGAUUCUUCUGAUUACUUUUAAAGCUCUACAUGGCCUGUCUCCCAAUUACAUAUCUGAUCUCCUAGUACCUUAUACACCUGUGCGUACUUUAAGAUCAUCUGGUAGUGGUUUCCUAACUAUUCCUAGGUCAAAACUAAAGGGGAGAGAGCAUUUAGUGUCAGGGCACCUAGGCUCUGGAAUGACCUGCCUGAUGAAAUCAGGUCAGCCAAGUCAGUAUGCUCUUUUAAAUUCCUCCUUAAAACUCAUCUUUACAAGCAAGCCUUCCUUAGUUUUGUUAAAGUAAUAUACUUCAUUUUGUGUUAAGUUUAUUAAGUUUUAUUUCAGUGUCAAGUUUUAUUUCGGUAAGUUUUAUUUCAGUGUCAAGUUUUAUUUCAGUAUAA
Molecule: messenger RNA, 1652 nt
Organism: Alosa sapidissima (American shad)
Lineage: Eukaryota; Metazoa; Chordata; Actinopteri; Clupeiformes; Clupeidae
Product: N-acetylaspartate synthetase-like
Exons: 3
Coding region: 489-1238 (249 amino acids)
Cellular component (GO): mitochondrial membrane
Molecular function (GO): L-aspartate N-acetyltransferase activity
Source: RefSeq, a predicted model, not a curated record